Phyllopteryx taeniolatus (common seadragon) is the source of this 2713-nucleotide messenger RNA. It is a transcript of the gene pdgfc, whose product is annotated as platelet derived growth factor c. The record is from RefSeq and is a predicted model, not a curated record. Bases 43 to 1089 code for a protein of 348 amino acids. Gene Ontology annotation, cellular component: membrane. The transcript is spliced from 6 exons. Gene Ontology annotation, molecular function: growth factor activity; platelet-derived growth factor receptor binding. Gene Ontology annotation, biological process: positive regulation of cell migration; positive regulation of phosphatidylinositol 3-kinase/protein kinase B signal transduction; positive regulation of ERK1 and ERK2 cascade. NCBI's taxonomy places the organism in Eukaryota, Metazoa, Chordata, Actinopteri, Syngnathiformes, Syngnathidae.
UCCUGGAAGCCGCUGCCGCACCACCACUCGCAACUCAUCCAAAUGAUCCCUCCAUCAUUCCUCAUCCUUCUCGCGUCGCUUCUGCAACCAAGUGGCUCGGAGGCUCAGUCAAGUCAUGUCAGCAAGUUUCUUCCUCCAGGCAGCAAGGAGCAAAACGGAGUGCAGGAGUCCCAUCGGGAGAAGGUGAUCACGGUGGCCGGAGAGGGGACGAUCCAUAGCCCGGAUUUCCCUCGCACGUAUCCCAGGAACAUCGUGUUGGUGUGGAGACUGGUGGCGGCGAGCAACAUGAGGAUUCAGCUCACUUUUGAUGACAGGUUCGGCCUGGAAGACCCGGAGGACGGAAUAUGCAAGUACGACUUUGUGGAAUUGGAGGAUCCGAGCGACGGGAGCAUCCUGGGCUGCUGGUGCGGGUUGCGGGCGGCCCCCGCAGCCCACCUCUCUAAAGGCAAUAAAGUCCGCAUCCGCUUUGUCUCGGACGAGUACUUCCCGUCCGAGCCGGGCUUCCUCAUCCGCUACGCCACGCAGCCUGCGGUGCCCGCAGAAGCCGAGCCUCCGUCCCAGCAGGACCUGCAGGAGCUGUCGGCCGCCGUGUCGGGCCUGAGGACGGUGGAGGAGGUGAUGAAGUACCUGGAACCCGAGCGCUGGCGGCUGGACAUGGACGACUUGUACAAUCCCACGUGGCACGUGCUUGGCAAAUCCUUCAUCCAUAACAAAAAAGCCAAAGGAGGAGAUGACCUCAAUCUGCUUUGGGAGGAAUCUCAGUUGUACAGCUGCACGCCACGCAACCUGUCCGUGUCCCUGCGCGAGGAGCUGAAGCGCACCGACGCCAUUUUCUGGCCCAGCUGCAUCCUGGUGAGGCGCUGCGGCGGGAACUGCGCCUGCUGCGCCCACCGUUGCUACGACUGCCAGUGCCAGCCCGCCCGGGUCGCCACGAAAUACCACGAGGUUCUGCUGCUGAAGCACCGCAGCGGAGGCCGAGGCCUGCAGAAGUCCAUGACCGACGUGGCCUUGGAGCACCACGAGGAGUGCGCGUGCGUGUGCAAGGACGCCGAUAACGCCGACAAUAGCGCGCCGCUCGGACACGUUUAACGCCAAAUCGGACGACGUUAAAUUAAAACAAAAAGCGAGAUUGGGACGGAUUCAAUCUGCGGAACGUCGUGGAAUAAAUACUGAGACUACAGAUUCCACCGGACUCUAUCUUGAGUGUUAGAAGACAAUUUGAGAUAAGGAGCUGCCUAUUCUUCGGCUUUUUGGGGGGGAUCUGAUAGUGUCACGGAAAAUGGGAGCCUCUUGUCGGAGGGCUUUUGCGAUACGCACCCCUCAGAAAGUAAUAUCGGACCAGUGAGGCCAUUUCCUGCCUUUUUGCUGUACGCUGAAAUCAUUUGCGUUUGACAUGAAAACAACCUCAGUAUCCUGCAGUUUUGACAGUAACAUUAGGCCGUAAUCACAACAACAACAAAACUGCGAUGGCAUGGUAUGACAUGUUAGCAUUUAUUGUCAGUAGGUGGAACAUACAACGUAGACACCGAGGCUGACCCAUGCUUCCUCUUUCCCUGCCCCUCGACUCCCCCCGUCCAAUCGCCACUCAAAUUUGGUUACAUUCAGGGCCUCCCAGAAAAUAGGAAAUUACAGAACUAGAAUCUGCUCAACACAUCUGCAGGGUUGCGGCAAUAUUCAAUGAUUAUUUAUAUCACGUACCACAACUUCGAGAAUCACUGCUUUAUAGGGUUUAAGUCUGGAGAUGGACUUGGCCAGUCUUUUUGACUUUUCCCUUCUUGCCCCUCUGAUGAAUUGCUUUGUUGUUUUGGCAAUGUGUUGGGAUAAUAACACCUCUAGUUACAGCUCUAACUACUAUUAAAAAAAAAAAAAUCUGUAUAUCGUCAUGAAUAUCGUCAUCGCAAAUUUCCUUCAAAUAUCGUGAUAUCAUUUUGAGGCUAGCCUACUUCCAAAUACAGUACUAAUGAAAUCUCUGUACACUUGUGACUUUGAACAAAGUAAUGAUUGUGUCAAAAAAAUAAAAGAAAUAAUAAUCUUGUUUCUCAUUAUUCAGGUAUUUAGCAUAAAGAAAUAACUAACCCUAAAACAGGAAAGGUUUAGUUUGAUUGUUUCGGACGGCGAGAAAACAAAACAAAACAAAACCAAAAAGCGUACUUGUCUUUUUAUACACCGUACGUAACCAUCUGGUUUCAAUUGUAUCUGCUUCUCAUGCUGAUUACACCUCGAACUAGCAUAAAUCCAGUCUUCACAAGAGCCCAGAUCCUUUUUGAAGUAUUUUUGUCUUCAUUCUUUUUUUUUUUACGUCCAACCCAACUCUUUUCAUUCUAUGGCAAACGUAAAGGAAUUGGUCCAUUACUUUUGGAUGGGAGCGAGUGAUCAUCUUCGUGUGUAAAUAUUCCAUUUGCAGUUCUUUGCCUCGCUAAGGUGCUUUUUUUUUUUUUUUUUUUUUUUUCCUACCAAAGAGACUGUGGUUGCUUCAUUUGACUCAGUUACGCCUUUCAAGUAUUUAUUUCUGUGCUCUGCCCCCCCUCCCCCCCAAAAAAAAGAUUCAUUGUUGUUGUACAGUAAGACUCGCCUCCAUUUUCUUCCUGUAUAUUUUUUUUUUAAAUGUGUUUUUCAUUCACUCAUGUUCAGUUAUUUAUCUACAGUAGCUCCCUCUGCAACAACUGGUAUUUUAUUGUACUGAAAUUCUGAAAUAAAGUCAUUUCUUAUUGUG